AUGUCACCGAGAUACCGCAUGCCCGCGCCCCUGUUGAGUCCUCUGGAUGGGGCCCCAGUGGGGCACUGCCAGCUUCUAGGCGGCCUGGAGAAGGAGUGGAAAUGCAUCUGGGUGAAGAUUAUUUUUCAUAGUGCGCUAGAUCGCCGCGAGGACAUUCGGGGGUGCACUCAGGAGUUCGACCUCGAGCUUGAGCUCGGCCCGCCCCGGGCACCGGCGGGCGCCCUUCGACCCAGCUUAGGUGAGUUCGAAAAGUGGGCGGCCAUCGGCGCAGACGGCCGGCACCGCGCGGGGCGCGCCUUGGAGGCGGCGCUCCUCGGAGUCUACCUCGCCCCCGCGAUCGACUGGGCGCGCCCGUCCGGGUCGCGGCUCGGCGCGCGCCAGGUGGUCGACGAUUGCACUGUUGCAGCAGUGUGGUGCGACCCGUUGGCCGUGCUCGGCCGCGCCGGCCACUUUCUCCCGCCUGAGUUGGACUGCCCAGACGCGCUCGCGCCGGUUUACUGGCGGGCGCGCGGAGGUUCCAGAGCGGAGGCGCAGCUUUUCGCUGCGCGCGUGUCGCGCGGGCCGCGGACGCACGAGCGUUUCUUCGCCGCCAGAUUUUCGGGCUUCUCCGCUGCGCCGAGGUCGGGCAUGGUGCAGCGCAUGUGGCGCGUGCGCAUGGAGACAGAUCCUGGCGCUUACGGGGACCCCGCGAGCAAGAAGAAACGGCUCGCGCGGCAGGAGGCGUUCCUGGCCGGCAGGAAGGCACGGCACGACGCUGCAGUCGGGCUGUUUGAGCGCGAGAUGGACGCCCUCUCCGAGGAGCGCGAGGCCCGGACGCAGCAGGCCCUGGAACGGAUGCGCAAGAGCGUGGAGGAGGCGGACGCCAAGGUGUGCGAGCUGCUUUACGAGAUGGAGGUCGACACCGAGCAGUUGGGUGCAAAGACGGAGGACAUCGGGCGUCAAAGAGAUAGCGAAAGGCCUGAGCGGCAUCGGGGACUGGCGCAGGGAGAACAUCGACGGCUUUACUGUGGAGCUCGACGGCGUUGA
This is a messenger RNA of Prorocentrum cordatum, 1026 nucleotides long. The record is from the annotation of a GenBank genome assembly. NCBI's taxonomy places the organism in Eukaryota, Dinophyceae, Prorocentrales, Prorocentraceae.